UCCCAACCUUUCCAGUUGUCUCGCUUUUUUAGAACAACCAAUUGGUAACGUUAUUGUCGUGACCUGCACUUAGCGUGAGGCAUCGCCAUCGUGUUUUAAGUCUAGUUUGCCAGCUACAAAAGGUCUCUUCCCUUCAUUGUCGUGUUUUUCUUUGGUCCUACCGAAGCGAGCGGCUCUUUCUACGCUGUACUGAGUGUUUGGGUUCGUGUCCCUUUCGUAGUGUAGCGUGUACGGGUUUUAUUGUAUGCCUUCAGUGCAAAUGACUGGCAAGUAAGCCUACAAGUACACGGGUCUGUUACUUCUGUGUCAUGUUUUUUGUUGUAGCGAAAGUCUCACCUUGUACAGUAGGUGUCCUCUGCGUCCCCUGCAACUGCACGACUCAGUGGGUCUACUCCGCUAUCUUUCCUUCUGCCAUUCAUCUUCGGAGCCUCGAAAGCAAACAAGUUCGUGUUCUGCCUGAUAUCUAGUCUUCACCUGGCCUUGAACUUGUUUUUUCUGUCAAUUUGUUAAGUUGCCUGGUUGAGGGCCACAGUCGCCAGUGCCGUUCAGCUUGUAAAGGCCUAUCCCAGUUUUUCAGUUUUUUGCAUUGCCUGACGCUUAAUGAAGCGAAAUCCUUGUCCGUCCUCAGUCUGCAGUCUGUGGAGGGUAUGCUGUUUCAUUAGCCUCCGUAAAGAGCAACCUGCCAUUGUUAGGUGGCGGAAUUAACCAUACUGCGAUCCAAGACCGUAGGAGUUUGGCCUUUCCAGCACUACCAACUCCAGGGGAGUAGACGAGAUAAAAGAGAAGACUCCAGUCCAUCAGAUGUUCUUCUGGUAGCCGCAUUCGUUCUUUUUUGCUCCAACCAAGACGUGCUCCGCCACGGACAGUGACCAUGGGGAAUAAACACUCUGUGAUCCCGUUGAUUUUUGACAUGAAGAUCAAAGCAAGAGAACUGAAACGUCAGAGCGAGAGGUGUUACCGGGAGAGCGAGGGAGAGAAGGGGAAAGUGAAGGCGGCGCUGCAGAAGAAUAACAGCGAGGGCGCAAGGGUUUUCGCACAGAAUUUUAUUCGAAAGCAGCAGGAGGGGCUUCAUUGCUUGCAGCUAUCAUCGAAGCUCGAUGCGGUCGCCUCUCGUCUGGACGCUGCCCACCGGUCUCAACAGAUGAGCAAGCAGAUGAGGUCAGCAGCUUACGGAUUGUCGAAUGCAUUAAGGACUUUAGAUGGCGGCACCUCUCUGAGGCAGAUGGAGGAGUUUGCGAAACUGUUCGAUGAUCUGGAUGUACGGAGCGACUCCGUAUCGACUCUCCUCGAUGCCUCAACAUCCACAUCAAUUCCUCUGGAGCAAGUAGACGACGUUCUUAAGCACGUGGCGACCGCCGCGAAAAUCCACAUGGAGUGUGAAGAUUUCUCACAGACAAGCGCCUCGCUGACACUGAAGAGACAAGAACACGUAGGACCGAUCGCAUCUCCCGCUUUCGGGCAACACCCAAUAAGCUACAACACAAGCAAACGUGAAUCAGAUAAACGGCUUCCUGUUUCUGUAUAUGAGCGACAUCCCAUUGCCGUGGGCACCGCUGCGGACCCUUUCAAAGAGAUCAACUCCAUAGUUGGCAGAGGUGAACUCCCGUCUUCACCAGGAGAUUCAAUAGGUUCAUCCUGUGGAGGCGUAGGACUGAUGCCUGCACGAAUCUGGGGAGGUAGUCCAUCACCGGCAUCGCAUCAUCCUCAACUUUAACAGCACAUAAGCUCAUGAGCGGGAAAGUACUCUACCACCGAGUAGCAAGGUCGACUGCGUCACAGAUGUUCUAUGGACCCUUUCAUCCUUCUUCGUUCCCUCUCUUUUCUCUUAUUCGUUCACUUUACCUCGAGAUUUUGCCAAGAUUUCAGAACUGACAAAACAGUGAAACCGUGUAUUUCUGUUCGCCCCUUCUGCAUCUCCGCGUGGCUCCUGCCUGUUUUGCCUAUCUGUGCACGUUGAAAACAUAACCCGGCUGGCCACACCGUAUUUUAGAUCCCUGUCGAAAGCGCAACUAGACUUUUUGACUAUUCUGUUCACGUUACUUGCGAUGGAAGAGGGACCGAAAGUCGUUUCUUGCUACAGUCGAACCGAAACCAUGGCAAGAUACCCGCGAGACACAAUCAAGUUCUUUUCGAGCCCAAGAGGCUCGC
This is a messenger RNA of Toxoplasma gondii ME49, 2148 nucleotides long. RefSeq names its product SNF7 family protein. The record is from RefSeq and is a predicted model, not a curated record. Gene Ontology annotation, cellular component: multivesicular body; ESCRT III complex. Gene Ontology annotation, biological process: endosome transport via multivesicular body sorting pathway; protein transport; late endosome to vacuole transport. The transcript is spliced from 7 exons. NCBI's taxonomy places the organism in Eukaryota, Apicomplexa, Conoidasida, Eucoccidiorida, Sarcocystidae. The coding region runs from base 872 to 1714 and encodes 280 amino acids.